CUUUCCUGCAGCAGGAGCAACAGAAGUUCAACCUGGACCGCUUCACGAAGAAACUAUCUGCUCCAAAUUCAAACUGACAAUGCUUUAUUAUCCACUUCCGCUGACAUAUAUCUGACAGCCAACUAGUUGUCAUUGAAGGAAACAUUUCCGAGUAAUGACAAUGUUGGGUAUGUAUGUGCCAGACAGAUUUUCCCUGAAAUCGUCAAAGGUCCAGGAUGGAAUCGGUCUGUACACGGCGAGGCGAGUGAAAAAGGGAGAAAAGUUUGGCCCCUUUGCAGGUGAGAAAAAGCUGCCUAGUGAGCUGGAUGAAAGCUCGGACACCAGGCUUAUGUGGGAGGUCCGUGGCAGUAAAGGAGAUGUGUUGUAUAUUCUGGAUGCUAGUAACCCACGCCAUGCCAACUGGCUGCGGUUUGUCCAUCAGGCGCCUUCACAAGAGCAGAAGAACUUGGCAGCCAUACAGGAUGGGGAGAACAUCUUUUACCUGGCUGUGGAUGACAUUGAGACAGACACAGAGCUCCUGAUAGGCUACCUGGACAGUGAUAUGGAGGAAGAGGAAGAGAAAGAAGAGGAGGAGGUUGUCAAAGAUGACGACGAAAACAGCAAAGAUGCAAAGCAUCUUGUCGAAAUGGAGCUAGUCAUAAAGAAAGAGGACCACCCCUGCUUGUUGUGUGAGAGCAGCUUUCCCAGCGAGGAGAUCCUGGCCGCCCACCUCCAGAGUCUGCACCAGAGGCCCAGCACAGAGGAGAAGGAGUUCAAAUGCAAAAACUGUGGCAAGAAGUUCCCCAUCAAACAGGCUCUGCAGCGCCAUGUUUUGCAUUGCUCGGAGUCAGUGGACCCGUCAGGUGACUCUAAAGCACGCCAGUGCUCCCUCUGCCACAACACGUUCAGCUCAAUAUCCAGUUUUGAGCAGCAUAAGGAAGCCUGUAAAGGAGAUGCCAGGUUCAUCUGUAAAGCAGAAAGCUGUGGCAAAAGAUUCAAGAGCAAGGACGCUCUGAAGAAGCAUAAAGGAAAUGUUCACACAGGGAGUGCACGUCGGAAACUCACAUGCACCAUAUGCAACAGAAAAUGCUCCUCCUCUCUGAAUCUACAAGAACACAGAAAGGUACAUGAAAUACUUGAAUGCCAUGCGUGUGACAAGAAGUUCAUCUCCACAAAUCAGCUGAAACGUCACAUGAUCACACACUCAGAGAAGCGACCGUAUACCUGUGAGAUCUGCAGUCGCUCCUUCAAGCGCCUGGACCAGGUGACGGCUCAUAAGAUCAUCCACAGCGAGGACAAACCAUACAAAUGCAAGCUGUGUGGCAAAGAGUUCGCCCACCGCAACGUCUACAAGAAUCACAAGAAGACCCACUCUGAGGAAAGACCCUUCCAGUGUGAGGAGUGCAAAGCUCUGUUCCGCACCCCCUUCUCUCUGCAGCGUCACUUACUCAUCCACAACAGUGAGAGGACAUUCAAGUGUGACCAGUGCGACGCCACCUUCAAGAGGAAGGACACGCUCAACGUCCACAUCCAGGUGGUGCACGACGGCCACAAGAAGUAUAAGUGCGACCUGUGUGAGAAGGCCUUUGUCACUCCUUCAGUCCUCAAGAGCCACAAGAAGACACACACAGGGGAGAAGGAGAAGAUCUGCCCGUACUGCGGACAAAAGUUUGCCAGCAACGGCACGCUAAGGGUCCACAUCCGCAGCCAUACAGGUGAGCGUCCAUACCAGUGCCCCUACUGUGACAAAGCGUUCAGCAAGAACGAUGGCCUGAAGAUGCACAUCCGCACACACACUCGUGAGAAGCCGUAUAAAUGCAGCGAGUGCAACAAAGCCUUCAGCCAGAAAAGAGGACUGGACGAGCACAUGAGGACCCACACAGGAGAGAAACCUUUCCAAUGUGAUGUGUGUGACCUGUCAUUCAGCUUGAAGAAGAUGCUCAGCAGGCACAAGCUUACACACAACCCGAACCGGCCCAUGGCAGAGUGCCAGCUGUGCCAUAAGAAGUUCACCAGGAACGACUACCUCAAAGUACAUAUGGAGAAUGUCCACGGGGAGACGGAGAGCUAGAGCCAAUUAUGGAACCACUGGCUGAGAAUGAUAUCUGAUUCCUCGGAUAAAGUUCAGUCCCAUGCUUCAUGCAACCAGUAUGGCCUACACAUACUAUACACAGAUGGAUAGAUAGCAGAAAUGUUGUUAUUAAAGAUACAUACAUGUCGAAUAUGGAAAACAUUUGGUAUUUCGAAAUUGAAACAUAGGCUGUACAUUUGUAAUUUUUUUGUCAUACUGUUCGGAUAUUGUUUUGGAUAUUCCCAGAUAUGUUUGAGCUGCCUCCAGAGCCGCUGUGUCUGUCUCUCCGACUUCUAACCAGUGUUACUGUUCGUACUGUCACAGCCUGACCUCUUCCACCGUAGCAUUUACUGACCAACUGUCUGAACACAUUACUGUACACCCAUGGCCAGUCGCCAUGUGCCAAAAAACACCUGUGAGCACAUUUUCUGUAGUUUUACCUGUACGCUUCCUACAUGUUUACACCUGUUUGUUGGCGCCCAAACAUGUUUAAUAUUUAGACUCUGUUGCGCCCUCGAGCACACUUCAAAACCAUGUUGCUCCAUUUAUUAUUUCAAAAUAAAAGUAUUAAAACAGGAUGGCUGAGCAGGAGACGGAGAGAAGUGGAGCGCUAAAAGCACAAAUGCUAACCAGCUACAAAAUCUGAAACAGCUCACAAGUUAAAUAUUUUAUUUACAGAGUAGCCAGAGAGUAUAAACAUACUGUCAUCAGUCUUUCAUGCUCCUUUUUUUUACCGCUCUACAAGGGCUCUCAUUUUUAUAAAAGUUAUGAACGGUUCCAAGAAAAGUUGCACGGGAAAGUUUCAUGUUUUGUCGUACUAAUGGAUGCUUGAUUCAAACUGUUUUCAGGUACUGUAUAAUCUGGUAGACGACUUCAUAACUGUUGGACCUGCAGGGAAAGUUCAGAUUUUUAGUGGGGUUGUAUGAUGUACUUACCUGUAGUCACUGUGUUACAUACAGGAGAUGUCAGUCAACAUGCUGCCAGUUUAGAGAAGCAGGCUGGAGUGAGGAGGGAGCAGCAACAAAAAGUAUUAAGGGUGCUGUCACACCUGCCCUGUUUGGUUCGGUUCAAUCGUAUCUAAGUUUGCUUGGGCAGGUGUGAACACAGAAGUCGCACUCAGGUGUGCACCAAAACGACCGGAUCGAGACCUUCUUGAAGAGGUGGUCCUGGUACAGUAACAAACGAACUCUGGUGCAGUUCAUUUGGUAAUACACUUACUGUGGAAAUGUACCACAUACAACCCUACUUCAAAAAAUGCGAAUCAUCCCUUUAACUUAAGAUGAAAGACUUUCUUGCCUUUAGGUGCUGAAACUGUGUUACUGUUUCUGCGUCCCAGAUUGUAUUAGGGACAAAGAUAAUCCAAAGUACUGUUUGUGUUGACUUUCAUUUAUUGUUUCCUAUGAAUGGCCCAGGGUCAUCGUGCCUUACAGUAUGUUGUAAGUUGUAAUCGUUGGUCAAUACAGUAUUUCAUGUAUUCCACCAGAGGUGCGACUCUGUCCUGUUUCAUGUCCAGACCCAUUUGCUUCCUCGUUUACUGCCCCUGUGAUUAAUGCACACUUUCCAGCUGUUUAUUCUGCAUCUGUAGACUGUGAAUUGUCACUUCACACUUUUGUAUUUUGAAAUGUAUAAAACCUCAUCACCUACCAAACAUCCAUUUCCUCCGCCCGUUCUAAUUAUGUGUUUGCGAACUGUUGACAUUGGGGGGGGGUUGCAAGGAAACGCUCUGAGAGUUGAUUAAAAGUGUUCUCGUUGUUAAUCUAACCCCUGUUCUUGGGUUGGCAGUCUGCUGGGAGUGAGGGCUAAUUAAAGCUUUUUUUUUUCUGAGGCCACAGUCACCACUUGCCUGAUCUGUAAAGCCACACUGUAAAGAGCGCCUCUGAUGGUUUCUCUCUGUGGACGCGGGGACGCUUUCUCACGUCCGUCCCCUGCAGAGGCUCUCUGGUAUCUCUGGAUUCGACUGUGAGAAUCCCACGAGCAGCGGAGUGAAGUGGGAGAGCCGCGAGUCCUUCUCAUCAUCGCUCUGUGAAGUCUGUGA
Epinephelus lanceolatus (giant grouper) is the source of this 4085-nucleotide messenger RNA. RefSeq names its product PR domain containing 5 (gene prdm5). Gene Ontology annotation, molecular function: RNA polymerase II cis-regulatory region sequence-specific DNA binding; DNA-binding transcription factor activity, RNA polymerase II-specific; protein binding. Lineage: Eukaryota; Metazoa; Chordata; Actinopteri; Perciformes; Serranidae. Gene Ontology annotation, biological process: regulation of DNA-templated transcription. The record is from RefSeq and is a predicted model, not a curated record.